UAUCUGAAACUCUUGACAUGUUGCAGAGCCACUUAUCAGAAUCCCUUCAGGGCCAAUUUUGCUGCUGUUUUGCAUGAAACAUUUACAUUAUUCCAUAGGAGAGAAAUUUGGGGGUUUUACAGGUUAAACCUGAAUGAAGAAGAAGAAUUAAUACAUGCGCAAGUUGGUCGUAGUGGGUGACCAAAUUUUCUCUACAGGUGUGACCCAAUGACUUGUGUAGUAAACCACAUUUCAGCAUGGCAAAACACCUUCAUUUUGAUUGUGGGUUUGUGAUCUAGACAAAGAAAAGUCGGCAAACAAGGCAGUCCAUGGAGGUACGAGAGCAACCGUUGAGCCUGCAGUUGGGUAGAGUUUCAGUUCUUUUAAUAUGAAAACCAACCAUUAGGGGCGGAUCCACGUGGGGACCACGGGCACGUGCCCCUGGACUUUAAUUAAAUAGAAUAKAGUAUAUUAUGUGACAACGAGAAUAUUGUUUGGCCCAGUAGUUUUCCAUUCCACGGUCCUUUGUGCCCCUAACUCCGCAUCUGAAUCACGGCAAACGAGCUUCCCUUUGUUUUAAUGACAAUUGAUGAGGAAAGUCACUGACAAUGACAACAACAAAUUGGCUCGUCUGCCUCUGCAAUGAGAGCUUCCAUCUGUUUGUAAACUUGAUCCUAACACAAACCCUCCUGAGUAUUAGAAGCUGUUUGUCUGUUUCUUGUUUUGGAAGAAAAAAUCCAUUAAUACAACUCUUGGUAUAACCAACAUGCCAAACACCACCCAAUGAGAACUCCAAGUCCAAACACAUUAAAGGGGAAGAGAUAGAUGGAAACCAAAAUUUCUCUUGCAAUGGUAAAUUAUAUGUUGGUUUAUCAAGUUGGUUGAACUCCAAAACCCAGUUUCAAAUCUACCAGACUUUUCCUCAAAAUUCUCAAACUUAUAUAAACUACAACAACCUCCCAAUGAAAGAUGGCAGUGAGUGAAUUCUGUUUCAUUGUGCACCCCAUUUCUUACUGAUAUGAUGGAGACUUUCAAGGCUUUAGCAUUCAUCUCAGUUGCAGCAACUAUUUUAGGCAGUUCUUCAGUUAAAGGACAGAUUCGUUCUCCAUGCACUGCCUCAAUGAUCAACAAUUUCACCCCAUGUUUCAACGUCAUCACUGGAAGUAGCAACAAUGGUUCUUCACAAAAAGAAAGUUGCUGCACCACUCUGAGAUCUCUCUCAGGUAUAAGCAUGGACUGCGCCUGUCUUUUACUCACUGCCAAUGUCCCUGUUCCUCUGCCCAUCAAUGCAGCCCUCGCACUCAUCCUUCCAACUUCUUGUAACAUCACCAACUUGCCUGCUCAAUGCAAAGCUUCUGGUUCUCCUCUGCCAUCCCCAGGACCUAUUUCUCUUGGACCAACUGCUCUGCCUCCUACAGCCGCUGCUUCUCCUUUAAGCCCACAAGUUUCCAAAGCAGUAGUGGUGGCUCCGGCGGCGGAAAGUAGUCAGCCUCAGGCGCAGCCGCCGCAACUGACACCGGCAUAUCCUCCUGUGGAAUCGUCGCAAGCUCCAACCGCAACCCAUCACCGGAUCCGACCCGUUUUAGCUCCAUCCGCAUCUGCUCCAUCUUGUUUCCGCCCACCAUUUCUCUUCCUCGUAUCCAUAGCCCUAAUGGUUUUCAGUUCCAAUUGAGAACCUUUCUGCUUCCGUUCCUCUUUUAAUUGUGCGUGCUUAAUAUAUCCCCAUUUGUUUCCCUCGAGUCACUCUGUAAAUUCACGAAUUACACGUUCAUUCUAGCUUUGAUGUCACUCCUCAAAUUUACUCAUCUAUUUUGAAUUAGAAGCUCGAGAUGCGAUGCAACGAUAGCAGUAUAA
This is a messenger RNA of Momordica charantia (bitter melon), 1833 nucleotides long. RefSeq names its product non-specific lipid transfer protein GPI-anchored 16. The record is from RefSeq and is a predicted model, not a curated record. Lineage: Eukaryota; Viridiplantae; Streptophyta; Magnoliopsida; Cucurbitales; Cucurbitaceae.